CAACACACUCAAUAUUUGUGGAUUUUAAUUCGCCUCUUUUAUUAUUGUCGUCUUUGAUAAUUGUUAUAUCAUCUCAUCAACGGACGAUAUUUGUUGGUGGAUUUUAUCAUCAUCACUAUAGAUUUUUUCUAAUAAUAUAUAAAUAUAUUUAUUUAAUAAUUUAAAAAAGCGAGAGAAAUUGAUCAUCUAGAAAAUGUUGACUACAUCAAGGAGUUCAUCAUCACUGAGUUUACAGUCCUUUUCUAGUGGUUCAAAGUUAAUGUCCUUUGAACAAUUUAAUGAAAAGUUUAAUCAACCAAAAUUACUCUAUCAACAUUCAUCAGAUGUUGUUCAAGUUUAUCAAUAUAAUGAAACAUCAUCAUCAACACAUAGCUGUUUGGUGUUUGUACAUCACGGUACACUUCUUCAAACAGGUAGAUUAUUUAAGAAAUUAAUUGAUAACAACAAGUUAAUGCCAAACGUAAUGCCAUACGAUGAAGCAUAUAAAGACGAGGAGGAAUAUGACGCAUCAUAUUAUAUGGUCUGUAGAGACUCUAGUGUUUUGAAUGCCUAUCAGUCACAACAGGUUAAAACUCUUGAGGAUGUUUUCAAUGAUCCUACUGCCAUUCACAUGUUAAAUGAUUUUGUAGCAUUGAAGAAUCUGAUAUUGGAUAUUGCUAACGGCCUCAGACAAUUGCACAGAUCUGAAUUGACUCACAAUAAUUUAUAUGCCUAUACUGUUUUACUUGUUAAUAACAAAAAUUACGAUGGAACUGCUAGGUCACAGGCUAAGAGAGCCAUACUUCAAUUCCCUGGUAUUGGUAUUUCCUAUUUAUUACAUAUUGGAUCAGAUAUUAAUUAUGCUCCAGAAGUCACUCACCACACAGAAUUCUCUAAAGAAAAUGAUGUAUUCAUGUUUGGUUUGUUGGUUCUCAAAAUAUUGACAUUCAGAGAUUUGAAUAUUCAUGCAGAAAACUUUGAAUGGAAGAAGGAUGUGCAAGAAAAAAUAGCAGCUAGAUUUGGAGCUAAAGCCUCUUCGCCCUUCAUUAGAUCUCUAACUGCUUUAGCUAAGGAAUGUGUUCUUUCUCAAUUCAGACCAACUUCGGAUCAUUUAGUUUCUAGAGUUAAUGCUUUAUCGGAAAAGGACGAAAAAGUGACACAACCAGUUAUGGAUGAUUACGACUAUGAGGAUAGCUUUGCUUCUCUUGGUGUUGGUAGCUCACAUUACUUUGAUUCUUCGGACGCUCCUCAUUUGAAUAAUUAUGGUGAGGAAGAUUUCCAAGUACAUAACUUUGAUGCAGGUCCAGUCAUUAUUGAUAUGGACGAAGAUGAUGAAGAAUCUGAUACUUUAAGUGGAGAAGUAUUCGAUAAAAGAAGAAAAUCAAGUAGAAUGUCUGCCAAUUUGAGUAGUAUGAAGGACACAUUAAAGGAUAGACUCAAUGAACUGAAUCCGGAAGAGGAAGUAAAACUAACAGGUAUUAAGAAAUUAUUUGCCUGUUUCUUUGGAGGUCAUGAAAAGAUUGACCAUGAUGGAGCUAACAGAAUUGAUUUAUAUACAGCAACAGCUAACGAACAAUCACAGGAGGAUGCUCUCCCUGAUUAUUUGAUUGAAGGUAAAAAGAAAAGAGAAACACUGUUUUGCGAGAAAUUAAUCAGAAGAGUACCUAGUGGAUCAAUCAUUCUUGUAAAGGAUGAAAAGACAAGAACCAACAUGACAAUGAAAAAAUGUACAAAGGGAAAUGAGGAAUUUUAUGAAAGGGAAAUCAAAGCUUUGAAACAAAUGGAUCACCCACGUAUAACCAAGUAUAUUGAUAGCUUUGACUAUACAGACGAUGACCACUAUACCGAUCACAUUUCAAAACACAUAGUUCUCAAGUACUAUCCAAAUAGUGACUUGGAAGAUUGUUUCCUUAGAAAGAAGCCAAAGUUUGUGCUGUCACCUGUUUUAUUUAUGAAGAUAAUAACUCAAUCAUUUGAGGCUCUAGCCUAUUUGAAUGAAAUUUCGCGUGUUCAUGGUAAUAUAACCCCAGCAAAUAUUGUAUUGGAUGAUUCGAUGAAUGUUGUGUUUGUCGAUUUUGCUUUCAGUUGGAGAAAGGAUGAAAAGAUUACGUUUGUAGUUAAAAGUAACUACACAGCUCCAGAACAAAAGAUUGGAGCUUUAGCAAAUCCAAUGUCUGAUAUUUUCAGCUUGGCUACCUCUAUGCUUGAAUUAUUAAUGGGAGAAAGAAUAGAUAUCAAGACUUUGAAAAAUCAAAAUAUGACAGUAACAGAUGCUCUGCGAUUAAUUUUGGGCAAUGAUAAUUUUACUCACAAAUUUUCAGUAUUGCUCAAUAACCCAAACCUCAACACUAAGAAUAUUGGAGAAAUAUUAAGAGAUGCCUCUGCCUUGGAUGUUCAAAACAGAAAACCAGCUGCACAGAUAGCUAAGGAUUGUGCCAACCUGAGAGAACAAGUAGCAGCAAUAGCUAUUCAAAGAUAUUAUCGUGGUUCAAAAGUUAGAAAACAGUACAAAGACAAAUUACCUAAGAAGGAGCAAAAACAAAAUCUCACCAGAAGAGAGAUUAGAAGAAUCAAAGCAAGUCAAAGUAAUUACGCAAUCAGUUCCAUUUCCAAAAGUAGUAGCAGUUAUGGCAUUGCAUUACACAACAGAACUAACUCUGCCACAAUGACAGCAAGUUCUGGGGUGAGUUUGUUAUCGGACAAGUCUCUUGAGAGAAAAGCCAAAAUCAAAUCCUUCCUUGCCAUGUCUAAGGCGCACAAUUUGGUUGAUAUGGCAAAAGUGAAUAUCUCAACAAUUACUCGUUCACAAAUGAAGGAAAUCAAUGAGUUUGUACCAUCAAUUUUCUGCCGUAUCAUUCAAUUUAAGGAUCAAGAACAGGCGAACGAUAGUGAUGAAACGGAAGGAUCGAUCGGAUCAAGCUACUCUAAAAAACUGUUAAAUCAAACCUUAAAUUUAGAUGAUGUCAUUAUAAGUGAAAUUGAAUUUCCAGAAUUAAGUAAAAAGGAAAAGAUGGAAGGUUCUAAGGUGAUCCAUUCAUAUCCUCCAGAGGUUUCGUUAAAAACAGUCACUUGUGGAUUGGGACACUAUGUAUUUGUAUUUAGGAAGAUCAUUGAGGAAAUGAAAGAAUUAGUUGAUUCAGCCAUGUUGGAUGAAAUUCACGUACAGAAAACUAUUAACAUGACUCUGAGAAGGAAGGAUGUUGUGUUUGUUGCAGCAACUGCCACUCAAACUUGGUUUGCUGUUGAUAGAACAGAAAUGGCUGUGGAUUAUUGUUUGGAAAUUGGUAAAAUUGAGAAUGGAGUUAUGAAAUAUAUUUUCACAUUUGAUGAUCCAGAUCACAUGGUUGGAAUUCAUUGUACAAAGUACUAUCCAUUAAUUCAUUGUUAUGUUGCCAAGUUCUUAGAAAGUACACCAUCAAGAACCAUUCCAACAUCCAAAUGUAAACUUGUCUUUGUACCUUUCAUUAGUUUCAUCAACACGGAUUCAGAAAUUGAAAGAGUGGAAGCAUCUCCAUACAAUGGUCAUGUAUUCUUCUAUGAAAGAGGAGGAAAGACAGCAUGGCUAUUGAAUGAUUCAUUUGAAAUUACUCGUCUCGAAGCAACAGGUCUCAUUGGAGGAGAAUGUUAUGAAAUGUCUAUGCAUUUAAGAUCUAGUCAGGAUAGAACAAUUCUCUUCUUGAAGAAUUAA
Molecule: messenger RNA, 3667 nt
Organism: Naegleria gruberi
Lineage: Eukaryota; Heterolobosea; Eutetramitea; Acrasida; Naegleriidae
Product: protein kinase
Exons: 5
Coding region: 194-3667 (1157 amino acids)
Biological process (GO): protein phosphorylation
Cellular component (GO): plasma membrane
Molecular function (GO): protein kinase activity; ATP binding; protein binding
Source: RefSeq, a predicted model, not a curated record